AUGAGACUCUUUUUCCAGAGGAUAGGUGGAAUAGUUCGGGAUUUACUACUUCGAUAUUGGCUUUUCGUGAUUUUGUUAAGUUCUGAGCUGCUGGAUCUCCCUCUUCAGGGAAGACGCUUUACUUGGAAAAAUUCACUCUCUCAGUCGCGUAUAGACAGAUGUUUGAUUUCAGCUAAUGCCGGGCCUAUUUGGCCGCAGAUGUCGCUUACUGCUUUACCUAGAGGUCAGUCUGAUCACGUCCCUAUUCAUUUUCGCAGUGCUAAUGUUUUUGAUUGGGGGCCCAAGCCUUUUCGCUCUGUUAAUACUUGGUGGGAGCAUAAGGAUUUUAGCAGUUUUGUUGCUGAGAGUUGGGGCUUAAAUUCUGAGGUUUUUGGUGAUCAAAACAAAAGUAUUAAAGAGCUUUCUCAAGAGAUUCUUGUUAAGAAAAUUGUUGCAAAAUCUGGGCUACUCACUGAGACUGAAAAAUAUGAUAUUAGCAAGCUAAAAACAGAAUUAUGGACAGCGGAGAGAAGAGUGGACUCUUUAUGGGUUCAGAAAUCUAGGUUGAAAUGGAACGUUGAAGGGGACAGAAACACCAAGUUUUUUCAUAGUGUGGCUUCUACACAUUAUAGAAACAACCACAUUUUUUCUAUUCAAGUGGGAGACAUUACUUUUGUUGAGCCUACGAAUAUCAGACUACAUAUCAGGAAUUUUUUUAGUUCUCUUUACAGUCAAAGUGAUAGGAUUGUCUAUGAUUUAUCAGGUUUGACUUUUUCAAAAGUCACGAUUUCACAAGCUGAUAUUUUGAUUAGACCGUUCAUGGAGAGUGAGAUUUUUGGUGCUCUUUGUUCUUGCGGUAUUAACUCCUCUUUCAUGGUUCUGAUUCCUAAGGUGGCGGGAUCUUCGAAUAUCAAAGACUACAGACCUAUCAGUUUAGUGCAUGGCCUUUUCAAGCUUCUUUCGAAGGCAAAUGGAUUGAGUGGAUGA
Messenger RNA from Mercurialis annua (annual mercury), 966 nucleotides. RefSeq lists its product as uncharacterized. The coding region runs from base 1 to 966 and encodes 321 amino acids. NCBI's taxonomy places the organism in Eukaryota, Viridiplantae, Streptophyta, Magnoliopsida, Malpighiales, Euphorbiaceae. The transcript has 4 exons. The record is from RefSeq and is a predicted model, not a curated record.